Molecule: messenger RNA, 594 nt
Organism: Vicia villosa (hairy vetch)
Lineage: Eukaryota; Viridiplantae; Streptophyta; Magnoliopsida; Fabales; Fabaceae
Exons: 1
Coding region: 1-594 (197 amino acids)
Source: RefSeq, a predicted model, not a curated record
AUGCUGGUCUUGGUCAAUGGUAGCCCCAUUAAGAAAUUUACUGUUAAAAGAGGUUUGAGACAAGGUGAUCCAAUUUCACCUUUCCUCUUUGAUAUAGUAGCGGAAGGUUUGAAGGGUUUGGUUUAUAAGCCCAUGGAGAAUGGAGAUAAUGAUGGUUUUAAUGUUAACGGAAAAUGCUUUUUUGGAAUCCUUCAUUUCAUGGAUGAUACUUUGUUAGUGAGGGAGGGUAAUUGGAAGCAUCUUUGGGCAAUCAAGUUAGUAUUGAGGGGAUUCGAACUUGUUUCGGGUUUAGGGACCAAUUUCCAUAAAAGUAAAUUAAUUGGCAUCAAUAUUAAUCCUAACUUUAUGGAGGCUGCUACUAUGUUUCUUUCCUUUAGGAUGGAGGAUAAAGAGAUCACUUUUCUUGGAAUUCCUAUAGGAUCUAAUCCUAGAAGGAUUUCUUCGUGGAGUUCGCUCUUAUUAAAGAUGAAGAAAAGGUUGUCGAGCUGGAAUGGUCGUAUGGUAAAUUUUGGGAGAUGGAUAACUCUCCUAAAGACAAUGUUGAGUAGUAUUCUUGUUAUCAUUACUCUCACUCUUUUUAUAAAGCUCCAUUGA